CCUUAUAAAUGUGAUGAAUGUGGAAAAUCCUUUGGUCAAUCCUCUGAACUUAAACGUCAUAGGAGAAUCCAUACUGGAGAAAAGCCUUAUAAAUGUGAUGAAUGGGGAAAGUGCUUUAGGGAUGGGUCAUCUCUUUGUGCUCAUCAGAGAAUCCAUACUGGAGAGAAACCUUAUAAAUGUGAUGAAUGUGGAAAGUGCUUUAGAGUUGGCUCAUCUCUUCAUGUUCAUCAGACAAUCCAUACUGGAGAGAAACCUUAUAAAUGUAAUGAAUGUGGAAAGUCCUUUUCCUUUUUCCAGUCCUCCAAUCUUCAACGUCACAAGAGAAUCCAUACUGGAGAAAAGCCUUAUAAAUGUGAUGAAUGUGGAAAGUGCUUUAGGAAUGGCUCAUCUCUUUGUGCUCAUCAGAGAAUCCAUACUGGAGAGAAACCUUAUAAAUGUGAUGAAUGUGGAAAAUCCUUUGUCCAAUCGUCUAAUCUUCAAUGUCAUAGAAGAAUCCAUACUGGAGAGAAAUCUUAUAAAUAUAAUGAAUGUGGAAUGUGCUUUAGAGAUGUCUCAUCUCUUCAUGUUCAUCACAAAAUCCAUAGUGGAGAGAAACCUUAUAAAUGUGAUGAAUGUGGAAAAUCCUUUGUCCAGUCCUCCACUCUUCAAUGUCACAAGAGAAUUCAUACUGGAGAAAAGCCUUAUAAAUGUGAUGAAUGUGGAAAGUGCUUUAGGAAUGGCUCAUCUCUUUGUGCUCAUCAGAGAAUCCAUACUGGAGAGAAACCUUAUAAAUGUGAUGAAUGUGGAAAAUCCUUUGUCCAGUCCUCCCAUCUUCAAUGUCACAAGAGAAUUCAUGCUGGAGAAAAGCCUUAUAAAUGUGAUGAAUGUGGAAAGUGCUUUAGGAAUGGCUCAUCUCUUUGUGCUCAUCAGAGAAUCCAUACUGGAGAGAAACCUUAUAAAUGUGAUGAAUGUGGAAAAUCCUUUGGCCAAUCCUCUGAACUUAAACGUCAUAGGAGAAUCCAUACUGGAGAAAAGCCUUAUAAAUGUGAUGAAUGUGGAAAGUGCUUUAGGAAUGGCUCAUCUCUUUGUGUUCAUCAGAGAAUCCAUACUGGAGAGAAACCUUAUAAAUGUGAUGAAUGUGGAAAGUCCUUUGUCCAGUCCUCCAAUCUUCAGUGUCAUAGGAGAAUCCAUACUGGAGAGAAACCUUAUAAGUGUGAUGAAUGUGGAAAGUGCUUUAGGCAUGGCUCUUCUCUUCAUGUUCAUCAUAGCAUCCUUACUAGAGGUAAACCGCAGAAAAACUAA
Peromyscus eremicus (cactus mouse) is the source of this 1281-nucleotide messenger RNA. RefSeq names its product zinc finger protein 665-like. The transcript is spliced from 2 exons. Lineage: Eukaryota; Metazoa; Chordata; Mammalia; Rodentia; Cricetidae. The annotation marks the transcript as partial. The record is from RefSeq and is a predicted model, not a curated record.